This is a messenger RNA of Cucurbita pepo subsp. pepo (vegetable marrow), 937 nucleotides long. Lineage: Eukaryota; Viridiplantae; Streptophyta; Magnoliopsida; Cucurbitales; Cucurbitaceae. The record is from RefSeq and is a predicted model, not a curated record.
UGGGUUUAAUUUAAAAUUUGUUAUUAUUUGUUGCAGAUGCAAAAGAUUAAAUAAUUUAGGACUUAUUCCCAUGGUGUUAUCCAAAGCUUCUCAGAAGACGUUUGCAAUUAAGGCACGGAAUUGGUCGGAAUCCGCUCAUCGGUUUCUUAAGCGGUGUUCCGACGCCGGAAAUGUUGAUGCCAGUUAUACCCUUGGCAUGAUUCGUUUCUACUGUUUGCAAAACAGAGGAAGUGGAGCUUCGCUGAUGGCUAAAGCGGCGAUUUGUUCCCACGCGCCGGCGCUUUACUCACUCGCUGUCAUUCAGUUCAACGGCAGCGGCGGUUCCAAAAGCGAUAAGGAUCUCCGUGCUGGAGUUGCUUUGUGCGCACGUGCUGCUUUUCUCGGUCACAUCGACGCGCUUAGAGAACUCGGGCAUUGUCUUCAAGACGGUUACGGCGUUCGUCAGAAUAUAACAGAGGGGCGUCGGUUUCUUGUCCAGGCCAACGCGCGUGAACUCGCCGCCGUGCUCUCGUCGGAGGCGGGUUCUUCGGUGAUUGCAUCGCGGUGUUGUCUUACGUGGAACCCUCACGUUCCACACCGGCACGUGACGGGCUCGGGAUGUCCGUUGUUAAGCGAUUUCGGUUGUAAUAUCCCGGCGCCGGAAGCUCAUCCGGUGAGUCGGUUUAUGGCGGAGUGGUUUGGGGCACGUGGGGAGUCGCCGGGGGUUGGGCUGAGGAUGUGUUCGCACGUGGGGUGUGGACGGCCGGAAACGAGACAGCAUGAGUUCCGUCGAUGUUCUGUUUGUGGCUCUGUUAAUUACUGCUCACGUGCGUGUCAGGCGCUGGAUUGGAAACUCCGCCAUAAGAUGGAUUGUGCGCCGGUUGAACGUUGGGUUGAUGAUAACGGCGACGGUGGGGCCGAUGAUAUCAUGGCCGAAAGUUGAAAAAAAAAAAAAAAA